Molecule: messenger RNA, 150 nt
Organism: Entrophospora sp. SA101
Lineage: Eukaryota; Fungi; Glomeromycota; Glomeromycetes; Entrophosporales; Entrophosporaceae
Source: the annotation of a GenBank genome assembly
AUGUUUCAUAAUUUUAUUUUUAGAAAUUGUAGCAGGAAAGAAUAUUUACAUUUUCAAAAAAAAACCCCCUUGGUUGAUUCCUUUAACAAUAAUGAAUUGUUACGUGGCAGUAACGGGAAAGAAUCUUCUUUAUGUUCCCAAAUGAGUUAA